Messenger RNA from Neomonachus schauinslandi (Hawaiian monk seal), 1465 nucleotides. RefSeq names its product G protein-coupled receptor 146 (gene GPR146). Gene Ontology annotation, biological process: G protein-coupled receptor signaling pathway. Gene Ontology annotation, cellular component: membrane. The record is from RefSeq and is a predicted model, not a curated record. Bases 1 to 1002 code for a protein of 333 amino acids. Gene Ontology annotation, molecular function: G protein-coupled receptor activity. Lineage: Eukaryota; Metazoa; Chordata; Mammalia; Carnivora; Phocidae. The transcript has a single exon.
AUGUGGAGCUGCGGCCCACUCAACAGCACGGGCAGCCUUGAGGACCAACUCCUCUGCCAGCACUUCUACGUGGUCCUGUCCGUCUUCUCUCUGCUCUACCUGGUCGUCGGCGUCCCCAUCGGCCUGGGCUACAACGCCCUGCUCGUCCUGGUCAACCUGAACGACCAGAGCAGCAUGACCAUGCCCGACGUCUACUUCGUGAACAUGGCCGUGGCAGGCCUGGUGCUCAGCGCCCUGGCGCCCGUGCACCUGCUGGGCCCCUCCGCCUCAGGGUGGGCCCCGUGGGGCUUCAGCAGCGAGGCCCACAUCACGCUGCUCGUGCUGUUCAACGUCUCCUCCCUGGUGACCAUGUACUCCACGGCCCUGCUCAGCCUCGACUACUACAUCGAGCGGGCUCUGCCGCGCACCUACAUGUCCAGCGUCUACAACACCAGGCACGUGUGCGGCUUUGUCUGGGGCGGGGCCCUGCUCACCAGCUUCUCCUCCCUGCUCUUCUACAUCUGCAGCCACGUGGCGGCCAGGAUCGUCGAGUGCUCCAAGAUGCAGGACACAGAGGCUGCUGACGCCAUCAUGGUGUUCAUUGGGUAUCUGGUCCCCACCCUGGCCGUGCUCUAUGCGCUCGCGCUCAUCUCAAGGAUCCGGAAGGAAGACACGCCCCUUGACCAGGAUGCGGGGAGGCUGGACCCCUCGGUGCACAGGCUUCUGGUGGCCACCGUGUGCACACAGUUUGGGCUCUGGACGCCUCACUACCUGACCCUCCUGGGGCACACGUUGCUUGCCUUGCGGGGGAAGCCCAUGGACGGGCACCACCUGGGGAUUCUGCUCUUUGCUAAGGACUUGUCGAGAUUCCUGGCUUUCUCCAGCAGCUCCGUGAUGCCACUUCUUUACCGCUACACCAACAGAAACUUCCCCAGCAAACUCCGGCGGCUGAUCAAGAAAAUGCACUGUGGGCACCAGAGCUGCUCCCCAGACCAAGUGGUGGUCCAGCAAGUGAUGGUAUAGAGAGCCGGUCCUGGGGCCGCCAUCAGUGCUCACCUUGCGCUCACCUGGAACGUGGCCGAGGGUGCACGCCCUACAGGCACGGUCUACUCCCCGCUCCCGGGAGACGGGUGACUGACACUUCAAUUGGAUGCACGGCACUUUGUCACUGUCUUCCCCAGGAGGUCACUGCGGCAAGAACAAAGGACAGCACAAGGCAUGUUCUGGCCAAGCUUUCUGUUGUUCAGAAAGGCCACGUUGUUCAAAGCAGCAGGGGCCUGGUGUGAAGGAAAGCUGUGUCAGCCCUUCUGCCCGAGGCGUGUGCACUGCUCAGUCCUCCAGGUCCACGCCCUCAGCCUCCAACACACUGGGUCCCCGGAACAAAGUGAUGACAAUCAAAAGCCAGUAUUUAUACUUUGUCUUGUUAAAACUCUUGAUUCCCUCUCUUAGUUUAUUUUUGUUUAUAAGAAGAGAGAUCUGAGAGAAA